CACACGUCAUUUCCCUUCCCUUCUAGCGCAUCCCCCGCUCCAGAAUUUUUUUUGGUACAACUCCGGUCUCUCCUCCCAAUUGAGAACAUCAAGCCAUGCCUGCAGCUGUCCACCCCGCCCCUCAACCCUCAGAAACCUUGCCGGCUGCCAACGCCAUCCUCAGGAACCAUCGUCGCUGCACCCCAUCGCUGAAAGCUCCCAGCUGUGCCCAAAUCUGCUGCACAACCUGCUGUCUCCUUGUCUUGGGUUUCAUCGCCUUCCUGGUGUUGCUCAUCAUCGACUCCGCCGGUUCGUCGCACCCCAAGAUCUCCAUCGAUCGCAUCGCCGCCGUGGGCCUCAACACAACGCCUGGUCUCACGUUAUCCCCCCAUUUCAACGUCACCGUCCGGGUUAAGAACACGAGCAAAUUCUUCUUCAGAGACUGUUACAGCUAUGGCUAUGCCGCCAUCUCUUACUCCGGCGUCACCGUCGGCGAAGGACUCUUGCCCGUUUUCUGCCAGGGCCCGAAGAAGUCGACGGUGUUGGAGACGGUGCUGAGGGGUUCGGACAUCGUGCUUGCAGAUGGAGUGCGCGACCGACUGGCAGACGAUCAACGGCGAGGAGAGGUGGCGAUGGAGGUGGCGAUGAAGUUGCCCACGCCGUAUCAGAGCAAGUUCGUCGAGGUGAACGCUUGGUGCCAAGUGGUGGUAGGUCCAAAAUUUAGGUCAACGCCGUGUUCAGUGAAGAAAUGAUCAACACACGAUUCCUUUUUUUAAUUUUAUUUUUUUUGCAAAAUUACCAUCUUUUUGUUUGAUGUCCCGUGAUUUCACAUGGCUUCGAUAGGGAGAGUGUAUAUGUGGUGUUGUUACGUGAUCGUAUAUCAUUGUUAAUUAACAUAUAGUAGAAGAGAGCCUUUUGAUUUCAUAAUCAAUAGAAGAGAGCUUUUUAUG
Messenger RNA from Elaeis guineensis (African oil palm), 929 nucleotides. NCBI's taxonomy places the organism in Eukaryota, Viridiplantae, Streptophyta, Magnoliopsida, Arecales, Arecaceae. The record is from RefSeq and is a predicted model, not a curated record.